GGGCGGGGAGUGGACGCUCCUGGGACUGCGGCGUAGCAGAAGCCCCAGCAGGGGUGGUUUCCUCCUGUGUGGGAGCAGAAUGCGGGUGCUGGUGCGUUGGGACCAGGUACGCUUGGCAUUUUACUGCAAAGUCGGGGGGAGUCUCAGGAGCACAGGUCGAUGGGCUUCCUAAGGUGCUUGGCAGAAGCGAGGCAGGCCCAGGGAGCGGCAGGACCCGGCAGAGUCUGGUUCAGGGUUUUUGCUGAUGAAGCGGAGGGGGUGCUGAGCGGAGAGCCGUCCAGGAUAAGCCCAUCUGAGAGGAAGACGCUUUGGAGGGAAGUUUUUGGGUCUGGUCUUCUGGGGUUUGCUGUGCCUGCUGGCAUCCGUGUGCCGAUCCAGCAACUGGCACCAGAAGUCUGGAUUUGGGGGACCCCUGCGCAUGGCACUGAGGGCCUGGGCUCCUCCAGGCCAUAGCUGGUCAGCAUCAGCCCCCUGACCGUGGAAUGACCCCGCCGUGACUGCGUGUGUGACACAGGCCCUGCACGCACAUGUACACAGCACGCAGGCAUGGGCCCUUGGGUCUGAAGAGCCAGAGCCUCUGCUCCACACCCAGAGGGUGCCUGAGCUCCCCCACUGGUACAGGGGGAAGGAAGAGAGGAGGUUUGCUCACCCUUCCUGCUGCCCAGGCUGUCCCCUUCUGCUGACAGCCUGCAGGGCCUGCACCCUCUUUCCUCCACACGACUUAUCUCUGGGGGGGCUCUGAGUGCACCCAGGUCAGCCCCCCAGGGCAAAGUGCCAUCCUUCACACCCCAGGGCAGGGUCCACCCAGUGCCAUGCUAGAGCUGGUCUCAAGAACCCUGCCCUCACCCCCCACUCCCCGCCCCCGUGAGUGUCUCCUCGAGCUUUUCAUGGGCCUGGUGGGCGCAUUUACACCAUGGGAGUCAGCAAACACUACACCAAGGCUUUUCCACCGAGGGCCAGUUGUUAAAUACCACACAGAAGGGGCCAGGACUGCCCUGGCACCCCCGCCCUCCCUCCCAUUUCUCCACUGGGCUCCAUCUUGGAGGGGAGAGAAGUGGGGGAUGCUCUGCCAUCCCUUUUCUGGGUUCCUGCGUGGUGGGACUAUAGGCCCCAGCCUCCUGGGAUGUGGGACUGUCGAGGUCAGGGUUGGGGACAGGUCCUGGAGGAGAGCUGAAGUUAGAGCUGAGGAAACACAGCCAGCUGAGGACAUCAUAGACCCUCAUGCUCAUUCCUCCUUGAGGCAGAGGUAUAUCAAAGAUGGCCCUGAAGGGCUGGGCAUGUGCCAGUCUGUGUACCUGUAAAUGUGUGUGCCUGUGCAUGCGUGCAUUGCACAUGUGAGUGUGUGUAUAUAUAUGUAUGCACAUGUGUGUCUGAGUGAACGUAUUUGCAUGUGCACUUGUGAGUGUUUGCAUGUGUGUGGCUAUGAGGGGGCGCUGCACACAGAUGUGAGGAAAUAGGGUCACUUCCCCAGGAACCCCGGCUGCCCCCUCUUCCUGCCCCCACCUCCUGUCCCGGGAGAGGCCCCAGCUCCAUAAAGAGAGCCCGGAGCCCUGAAUGCCCCUGUUGUUCCAUUCCACACCUGCCCACGCUGCCUCCCAGGCCUGUUCCAGAAGGAGGAGGCCAAAAGCAUCAGGUCCCAUCCCCCGCCCCUAUGACCAACAUGAGCUGGAGCUUCCUGACGCGGCUGCUGGAAGAGAUCCACAACCACUCCACGUUCGUGGGCAAGGUAUGGCUCACGGUGCUCGUGGUCUUCCGCAUCGUGCUCACGGCGGUGGGCGGUGAGUCCAUCUACUCCGACGAGCAGACCAAGUUCACGUGCAACACGCGGCAGCCGGGCUGCGACAACGUCUGCUACGACGCCUUUGCACCCUUGUCCCACGUGCGCUUCUGGGUUUUCCAGAUUGUGGUCAUCUCCACGCCCUCCGUAAUGUACCUGGGCUAUGCUGUGCACCGCCUGGCCCGCGCCUCACAGGACGAGCGCCGCCGCGCCUCACGCCGCCGACAAGGCCGCCUCGCGCCCCGUGCACCCCUGCCCCCACCGCCCCACCCGGGCUGGCCCGAGCCAACAGACCUGGGCGAAGAGGAGCCCAUGCUGGGCCUGGGUGAAGAGGACGAGGAUCCGGGCGCGGCCGAGGGCCUGGGCGAAGAUGAUGAGGCUGAGGACGUGGGUGCCGCCAAGGGCGCAGGAGGGGACACAAAGGCGACCGGGGUCCCAGGCCCGGCAGGUCAGCAUGACGGGCGGCGGCGCAUCCAGCGCGAGGGGCUAAUGCGCGUGUACGUUGCCCAGCUGGUGGCGCGGGCCGCCUUCGAGGUGGCCUUCCUGGUGGGCCAGUACCUGCUGUAUGGUUUCGAGGUGCGGCCCUUCUUCGCGUGCAGCCGCCAGCCCUGCCCGCACGUGGUCGACUGCUUCGUGUCGAGACCCACUGAGAAGACGGUCUUCCUGCUGGUCAUGUACGUGGUCAGCUGCCUCUGCCUGGUGCUCAACCUCUGUGAGAUGGCGCACCUGGGCCUGGGCAGCGCGCAAGACGCUGUGCGCAGCCGCCACCCCCUGCCCACCACCCCUGGCCCCCUGCCUCGCCAGCAGCCCUGUGGUCUCCCCGCCGCGCCUUCGGGCCUGGCCUGCCCGCCAGACUACAGCCUGGUGGUGCGCGCGGCUGAGCGCGCACGCACCCACGAUCAGGACCUGGCCAACCUGGCGCUGCAGGCGCUGCAGGACCGGCGGUCACUUGGGGACCUCGACAGCCCACCAGGCCCUGGCCUUCCAGCAACCGCCCGGGGGCCCCCGAGGGCCGGUGCCCCUGCCUCCGGGUCGGGCAGUGCCACGUCGGGGGGCACUGCCGGGGGCCAGGGCCGGCCAGGGGCCAAACCCAGGAUGGGCUCUGAGAAGGGCAGUGCGAGCAGCAGCAGGGAGGGUAAGACCACCGUGUGGAUCUGAGGCUUGCAUUGGUUGCUGUUCCUCCUCCCUCCGCACCAGGGCCGAGGUGGAGGGCUCUGGAGGAAGUCUAGGGUCUGGACACUGCCUAAGGGGCAGAGCACAACCUACCCUCCUCCUCCCCCUCAGGUGGCUGCUCUCCACCUCGAGAGGGGGCGGAGGGCACCAGCCUGCUCUGCAUCACUGCCCCUCCCUGCCUGAGCCCCAUCUUCAUCCAGGAUAGGGUGGGGAAGGUAGGCCUGGGAAUCACGAAUGGUCCCCAGCUCUGGUCCAUAAGCCCUGAUGGGUAGGUGGGACUGUGGCUGGGGCAUUUCCACCCUCCCAGAGCCACCCUGGCCACCUCAGGACAAGGCUGCCCUCCAGGAGAGAGCUCCACCCGCUCCUGCCCCGCUUUCCCGGCAGUAGCCCAUGUGCGACUGCCCAGGGAUGCUUGGCCUGGGUCUUGGGGAGUACUGUGCUUGUCCACAGUACUCCCUGCCCAGCAAAUGGGGCUCUUUUCCUAGCACCCACACUCUUCUAGCCCAGGUUCUGGUUCUUGCAGAGAUGGAAGCAAUGCCAGGUCUUCCUUGUACAGAAGGGAAAACAGAGACCACAGUGGGCAGAGGCCCCUGCGCCCAGCCCUGGUCUGUACCACCUCCUGCCUCACCCCCACUAGGCCCCAAGCAUGAGCUGCCUCGAGUGCCAGUGGACCUGCACCCUGCUUCCUGUUCCCUGCCCAGGCAGAUCUGGGGCUCAGGCCCUGCAUGGGCUCCAGGGUGGAUGGGACCAUGCCCUCUCCAGCUCCUGUGCUGGCCUGGCGUGGCCCCUUCCUCUGGGACAUACUUCAAGUUCUGAAAAGACAUCGGUCCCCCUUACCACUCAGACCAACAGGAUGGUGGUGAGGGGCUAUGGCUUUGCUCAUGCUAGGGGAAGGCGCUCUGAGGCUCCCACCACAGCCUCUUCCCUCCAGCCCCCUGUCCAAUUCAGACACAGCCUCUAAAGGGAGUGAAAUAAAACUAACUUUUGUUUACAA
Lagenorhynchus albirostris (white-beaked dolphin) is the source of this 3944-nucleotide messenger RNA. RefSeq names its product gap junction protein gamma 2 (gene GJC2). Gene Ontology annotation, cellular component: connexin complex. Bases 1652 to 2935 code for a protein of 427 amino acids. Gene Ontology annotation, biological process: cell communication. NCBI's taxonomy places the organism in Eukaryota, Metazoa, Chordata, Mammalia, Artiodactyla, Delphinidae. The record is from RefSeq and is a predicted model, not a curated record. The transcript has 2 exons.